Messenger RNA from Trifolium pratense (red clover), 1294 nucleotides. Its product is annotated as tetrapyrrole-binding protein, chloroplastic. Lineage: Eukaryota; Viridiplantae; Streptophyta; Magnoliopsida; Fabales; Fabaceae. Gene Ontology annotation, biological process: chloroplast-nucleus signaling pathway. Gene Ontology annotation, molecular function: tetrapyrrole binding. The record is from RefSeq and is a predicted model, not a curated record. The transcript has a single exon. Gene Ontology annotation, cellular component: chloroplast. The coding region runs from base 338 to 1117 and encodes 259 amino acids.
CAUGGGAAAGAAAUUAAUUGUGUAUAGAGAGAGAAAGUGGUGUAGGGGCAGAUUGGGUGUGAUCCAACCUCACCCUAUUUGAGCCAAUCACAAACUCCUAUUAUAUUACUUUUGAUGAGCCCUUCAUUGUCCCUCCCCACAUAUUCCUUAUCUCCUUACUCCUACUAAGCACUUCAGCAACAUUACACACAACACUGUCCCAAUAUCAAAGCCUUGAAACUCUCUUCACAUCACAUUCAUUCAUUCAUCUUCUACUAAAUUUUCCUUCUACACUUUCAAUUCUCCUUUUUUUGUGUCCUAAACUGAUUAUAGAAUAUUGUACUUCUCUCUAAACUAAAUGGCAACUAAUUCUCUUCAUUCAAUUCAACAUCAUUCUCUCAUCAAACGCCACUACUAUCCUUCUGAAACUGCUCCUCCAUCCACACUUUCAUCCUCACUUUUCCUCAAACCAACCACCACCAACAUAACCCUCUCUCACUCUUCCACUUCCAAUUCCUCUAUCACAUUCUCUCUCUCCCAAACAACAUCCUCCACUCCAUCAUCAACCUCUCAAAACAGUUCCUUUGAACUCCUUCAGAAGCAUCUCUCAGACAAAAACUUCCGACAAGCCGAUGAAGAGACAAGGCGUCUUCUCAUCGUCUUAGCAGGUGAAGCCGCUCAGAAGCGCGGCUAUGUUUUUUUCUCAGAGGUCCAGUUCAUCUCAGAAACAGACCUCCAAACAAUUGACCAGCUAUGGAGGGACCAUAGUAACAACAAGUUUGGAUACAGUGUCCAAAAGAAACUAUUUGGUAAGGCUAAAAAAGACUUUACCAAGUUCUUCAUCAAGGUUGGCUGGAUGAAGAAGCUUGACACUGAAAUGGAGCAAUAUAACUAUAGGUCUUUUCCUACAGAAUUUAUAUGGGAGCUCAAUGAUGACACCCCAGAGGGUCAUUUACCUUUGACAAAUGCACUCAGAGGAACACAGUUGCUUAGUAAUAUUUUCAACCAUCCAGCUUUUGAUUCAGUCCCAGAAGAAGUUGAAGUUUCAUAUGCUGAGGGAAAUGGAGCACUCAAAGGGUUAAAAGAUUCAUCAAAGCCAUUAGCUCAGAAGAUCUUCAAAUCAGACUAUAGUUUUUGAUGAGUUCAAAGAAGUUUACAAUAAGCCUGCUGAAAGCAUAGAGAAUGUAACUUAAAUUGUGUUUUAAAUUUAAAGUAUAUACAUAGUCAUUAUUAAUUCAUCAUCAAUAGAUGAGGGUAGUUGCUUGAAUUGUAUCUUUUUUACUUAAUAAGGAAAAGGAUAACUGUGUUUUAGAAA